This is a messenger RNA of Clupea harengus (Atlantic herring), 2176 nucleotides long. RefSeq lists its product as uncharacterized. Gene Ontology annotation, cellular component: cytoplasm. Gene Ontology annotation, molecular function: single-stranded DNA helicase activity; 5'-flap endonuclease activity. The transcript is spliced from 9 exons. Gene Ontology annotation, biological process: replication fork reversal. The annotation marks the transcript as partial. The record is from RefSeq and is a predicted model, not a curated record. Lineage: Eukaryota; Metazoa; Chordata; Actinopteri; Clupeiformes; Clupeidae.
GCAAUCAGCGGGAAAGUUGGUGCUGCUCACAACGACAAUUCGUUUCUCUUUGCAUUUUGAUAUGCAAACACAAUGCCGAACAUCAUUCAUAUGAAAGAAUGUUAGACCUGGGACUGGAUCAGAAAUAUAGGCAUUUAUUCAAGAUCUGACGAUGCCAACCAAAUCACAGAAACGCUCGGCGACGAAAGGGGGCUUCCAAGUGAAUAUAGCCUCAUUUUUCUCCUCAAAGGUGGUGGGCUCAAGUUCCUACAAGAAGAGUUUGCCUGUUAAGACUGAGGAUUCCACUGGUGUCCUGGUGGAGAGCGAAAAUGUCCCACUUUCCCCUGAGUCCUUUGUUAUACCAGAGACACCUGAAAGCCUCAUCAAGCUUCACAAUCCCUCAGGUGUCCUCAAUGAUGUGACGCGCUCACCUGUCUCCCGUAGCCCUUCCUCCAGGGGCUCAGGUGUCAAGAGUAACCUCUUUACCAGGAUGCCCAUGCGGUCUCUGCAGAAUGAGAGUCCUAAAGCUAAAGACCACGACAACUCAAAGAGUGACUGCACUGGUGGGGGGUCUGUGAAAAGGCGAAUGUUCUCCCCUGAUGAACCCCAGAGAGCGAAGCGAGUCAGACCCAUGCCAGUGAAGAGACCCAGUCAAAGCCCACUGAAGGACCCCAACUCCUCUGCUGUUAACGGUCUAGAUGAUUAUCUUGAGGAGAUACGCUGCCCCAAAAGUACAAUUCCCAAAACCAAACCAGGACCAAAUACUAAGCAUGCUCCAAAGCUUCAUAAUGCAGGACAGAUUAUGUUUACGAAUGAUGGUAAAUUGGGACGCAAGUCUCUACACUCCAGGAGUGAGGAGAAGACACUGGAUGAAGAUAAGUUAUCCACAGAGUCGUCCAAAGCCAAUUCUUCUCGUUCCAACAGAAGUAAGGGUUUUGGUGAAAGCACUUUCACUGUAAUAUCAGAACCAAAACCCAUCAUGGACCAUAACAUUUCUAGAGGUCUCUCCAUCAACGAAGAGUUGGUUUGUUCAUUUGCAUGUAAUGUGCCUGAAGAAGCCAUGGAUAAAAUGGAGUCAACUGUCCUUCAUCCACCCAAAGGGGGACAUUUUUGUCAAGUAAAGGACAGAGACACAGAUGGGAAAGCAACUGUGGAUGAUAUUCAGGAGGAACUGGAUGAUAGUUGGUUUGAUGACAAGAUGGAGCCAAGCCACACUGAGCCCAAAGAGAAGCCAAUCCCAAAAUCUGAAAAAACAAAAGUUAUUCCGGACCAUGUCAUAUUGUCUACUGGGUUACACAAUCGGUACUGGGUACUGGACAUACAGGAACAAACCGGUCCUUUUGGUUAUCUGGAAAAACAUUUGACCAUAACAGCCUUCAAGACAUUGCAACCCACAGAGACCUGCAUCCUGAAAGAUGGCUGGGAGAGCGCACCUGUUGUGGUGGGUGACAUUGUUCACAUGGAGGGCGAGUGUGUCUCUGGGACGUGGGUGAUGGCCAGAGACUCAGGCUUCCUGGUCCUGCUGCCGGACGUGCUCAUAUCUGGCACCAGUAUUGCCAACAGCAUCCGCUGUAUGAGACGAGCUGUGCUGGGAGAGAUAUUUAAGGGUUUUGAUGGAGGAUCCAAACAGAUGCUGACUGGUACCAUAGUUCAUGAGAUCUUUCAGAAGGCAGCCAUGUCCAUGAACUUCUCUGAGGAGAGGUUGAAGAAGCUUGCUGAAGAUGCCCUUCUCAGUCCAAACUAUUUGGGUCAAAUCUACAGCCUUAGUCUUUCCCAGGAGGAUGUGAGGCAGGAUGUUGAGGAGUACUUACCAUCCCUUUCAGACUGGGCUAAACAUUACUUGGACUCCUCCUCACAGGCCGGUAACAAGCCGCUAACACUGAAACUACCCAGUGAUGGGACCCUGAGUAAACAGGACAGUGUAUGCACAGUGACUGUCACGGACUUCACUGACAUUGAGGAGAACCUCUGGUCCCCACGCUUCGGCCUGAAGGGGAAGAUCGAUGUAACAGCAAGCGUUCGCAUCCACAGGCGGGGUCGGAGGUCAAUAGAGCGAGUGGUCCCUCUGGAGCUGAAGACUGGCAAGGAGUCCAACUCCAUCGAACACCGCAGCCAGGUCAUCUUGUACACGCUAAUGAGCCAAGAGAGGCGCAGCGAUCCUGAGACUGGGUUCCUGCUCUACCUUAAAACUGGCAAC